Molecule: messenger RNA, 8695 nt
Organism: Gracilinanus agilis (Agile Gracile Mouse Opossum)
Lineage: Eukaryota; Metazoa; Chordata; Mammalia; Didelphimorphia; Didelphidae
Gene: PKD1L1
Product: polycystin 1 like 1, transient receptor potential channel interacting
Exons: 54
Coding region: 214-8694 (2826 amino acids)
Biological process (GO): detection of mechanical stimulus
Cellular component (GO): membrane
Molecular function (GO): protein binding; calcium channel activity
Source: RefSeq, a predicted model, not a curated record
ACUCAUGUGGAAAUUGUUAUAAAAAUUAAAAAAAAAAAAAGAAGAGGGAAAGCAGGCACAUUUAAUGCUAUCUUCAUUUUGGGAAGAGAAAGAGGAAGCUUUUGUUUGGUAGUUCAGCUUCAGUCCCUAAACAGAACAAGGGGGUGGGGAUUUUCUCACUUGCACCUUAUUCCCUGGGCUCAUUCCAUAUUGAAUGAAGGAGCUUUUGUCCCCAUGGAAGGAGGUUAUUGGAAGCAUAGGUGGAGACUACUAAUCCAAGCAGGAUUUGUCUGGAUCCUUUUGGUAGCUUCCGCUCUUGGGAAAAAUUCAAGGAAUGACUCAGAGGAUGGAACAUGCUGGUUACUUAACUACAAUAAUACUGAGACCCUGAAACAAGGAAAGGCAGAAUAUCUUACUGCAAAUGAUUGUGAAGAAGGAAUUUCUGACUAUUUCAAAUGUUGUUUCACAAAAAGAUGCCCUAAAGAUGACUCAGGGAACUUGAAGCCUUACAUUUGUAGUACUCUCAUCAGCGUGCUUAUUGUCAACAUGCAAACUGGAAAAGCAAAGACAGCAGGACAUCUGUGUAUGUGUAAAAAUUCCAUUUGUAAUUGGACCUUAGACAAUGAUUUACUACUCACUUCUGGAUCUCCUAUAAUGGCCUACAGAUGCUUGGAGAUGGGACUGCAUAUAAUUGGUUUGACAGUUUCUGAUGUAACAUCUACUGCACCAACUCAGAAUCUAUUUAAUAUGAUACUGGAAAAAGUAGGUAUUGGAUUUCUUGAUCUUGGCAGUUCAUCUCCAGAAGCACUUAUUCUGUCACCAUUAAAGCAUGUUUUGAACACACGUAGAGAUCUGAUUUUAAGUUUCAAUGAUGAAAAAACACAAUCUCUUCCAAAUUGGGCCGGCAGCAAUAAUAGGUCUUUCAACAUCACAUUUAGUGUUUCUGGCAUAUGUGAUUUUGCUGCUUCAGUAUCUAAUCCCCACAACUACAUCUUCUUCAUUCAAUGUCUUCCUGGGCACAUCAAACUAGGAGGUUCAGUUAUUGAUGGGAAGCUUGAUUUUCCACCCAGGCGGAACCACAGUCGCCUUUGGUUGCCUGAGAAUAGACACUCUUCUCCGGAGCUGGGAUUUGGUGUUCGUACUUCCUCAGACAAUAUAACUUCUCUAGUAUUUGAUUUUGGCGAUGGUACCGUACUUCAAGUCAGCAUCAAAGAAGGCUUGGAUGAAGUAGAAAUCAUUGCUUAUCACCAAUAUAGAAAAGUAGGUACAUAUAUGAUCAAAGUGAUUAUUUUCAAUGAGUUUCGUGGCACCAAAAAGGAGUUAGGACCUUAUUACAUAGAAAUAUCUCAAGAAGAUUUGGUGGUAUUCAUGAAUUCUAGCAGUGUCCAUAAGGAUGAAGUUAUACUUUUCUCCAGCACCUUUCAAAGAACAACAACCAGAAUAUAUACCAGAAGCAUGAGAGAUCAUACCAUCUCUGUGAAAGAAGGAUCUGUUGUUAUGCAUAGAUUUUCAUCUACUUCUUCAUAUGAUGUAUUCUUAAUGGUACCAGAUAGAGCAAGUGGUUGCCUAGCUUGGGCCAGUGUGAAUAUUGAAUAUAAAAUGCAAGCUGUUUCUAUCUUUACUAAUGGAACAGUAUUUGCCACUGAUUAUGAAAUCACAUUUUUUGUUCUUACAAAUGAAACAAGUCCUCUUGAGUUUGUUUGGCAUUUUGGAGAUGGUUCAUGGGGGAGAACAACUUCAAGAAGUAUUAAAAAAAGAUACAGCAUUCCCAAGAGGUAUCAUGUAAUAGUUAAUGCUGCCAAUCAGAUCAGCUCUGUCGCCUCUCACAUUCACACUAUCAGUAUAGAGAGGAAAAUUGUUCCAAAUCGGCUUGUAUCCAGCUCGUCAGCUCUGAUAAAUUCCAGUGCGAGUUUUGAAUGCAGAAUCAAUUUUGGUACAAAUGUUACUUACUUGUGGAACUUUGGGGAUGGUACUAUCCAUCUUGGGAAAUGGACCGAGAGCCAUAUAUAUAAGAGGGGAGGAGAAUUUACAGUGGAGGUUCUUAUCUUUAAUAGUGUCAGUUUUGCUGCUCUAAAAAAGCAAGUUUUCAUCGUGCCCCAACCCUGCCAGCCACCUUUGGUGAAAAACAUGGGGCCUGGGAGAAUACAGAUUUGGCGACAUCAACCUCUUAAGCUUGGAGUUACUUUUGAAGCUCCCAUUCAAUGUGACAUUUCCCAAGGCCUUAACUAUAGUUGGUCCUUAAUAAAGUCUGAUGGCUCACAAGUAUUGUUUCCUGCCACUCUCAACCAGCACCGACAAACCAUUCUUCUUCCCAGCUACUUUCUUGAAUAUGGAAACUAUACCGCAUCUGCAAAGGUUAAAAUACAAGGCAGUGUGGUUUAUAGUAAUUAUUCGGUAGAUAUUGAAGUGAUUUCUCAGCCACCUGUCAGUGUGAUUUCAGAGGGGACACACUUGAUGAUCUCUAAGACCCCCUUUUCUAUUGUUGUACUCAAUGGCUCACAGUCCUUUGAUCCUGAUGAUCCUGGAACUCAUUUAAAGUAUUACUGGAAAUGUGCCCCAGCAAGUAAACAAAAUCAUAUGUGUUUCAAGUCUCCCAGAUAUAGUCUCUUCAACAGCAGUGCAUCUAUCAUCAGUUUCCCAGCAUCACUUCUUAAUGACUCCUAUGACCAAUUUUUAGUGACACUAACAGUGUCAAGUGAAAAUCGAAACUCUUCUGAAGCCCAGAUAUUCCUGUCAGUUCAUUCAGACUCUACAUCCAGACCAGUCUACAUUUCUUGGGUCAACUUUAAAGACAAUUCUGUUAACUGGAAUGAAGAAUUUUCUCUCCAAGUGAAGUGUGAAGAAUGCACCAACGUGCCUAACAUUUCUUAUUCUUGGGAUCUUUUUUUAAUCAAUGCAACUGAAACAAAUGGCAUGGAAGUUUCUUUUUGUAGAGCUGCAGAUCUGCUAAGCCCAUCAAGCCUUGUUGAUGCCAUCUUGACAAUUCCAAAGUCAAAUCUACCCUCUACAGUGAAACAAAUGAGUAUUCCUGCCCUUACAGCCACGCCUUUCCCAAGAGAUAUUCCUGGGCAGUCUAUCAGGCAGCUGACCCUUUUAGCUCCAGUGAAAACCUCAAUUUCUGCAGCAUCCAUAAACAUUACAAUUGGAUUUCAUCAUGCGAAUGAUACCAGGCACAGGGAGGGCAGCAGUCCCUCAGCUAUGGAAGAUCAUGUACAGGAAAGGCUACUUAGCCCAAUUAGAGGCUUACAAGAAAAAAAAUCUGUCAUAAGAUCCACCCAGAGAGAAAAGUCAGCAAACAGUGAACUACCACAAAAUUCUUCUUCCAUUUCUGAUUUUGAAGCAUAUUAUAGCAAUAUUAAGGAAGCAAUAGAAACAUCGAGAGGAAGACGACCAGGGGGUAGUAACAGUCUUACAGAAUCAAGGGAAAAUGAAGAACCAGAUACUGUGUCAGACGACGAUGAUGGUUACAACCUAAUUGAUUCAUCUUACUCCACGGAAAAUACAGUACCAUUGCUUAUGGUGGAUUGGUCCAAAUCAUUAAUUAGUAGAUCUGUUUUUCAAAGCUACACAUCUUCAGGCAUCACAUCAAGAACUGUUACAUUUAAACCAUUUUUCCUGAGAGGUGGACAGACAUAUGUGAUACAAGCUUCUGUGGUCUCAAGCCACAGACCAUUAGGCAAAGCACAGUUAUAUUUUACUGUCAAUGAAGUUCCAAAGGAGAUGGAAUGCCAAGUCCAGCCCAUUCAUGGUUAUGAGGCUUAUACAGUCUUCAGUGUUUUCUGCAUGUCUGGGAAAGCAGAUUACCUCUAUGAAUUCAGCUACCAAAUAGGAAAAUCCUCCAAAAUACCUUUAUAUAGAGGAAGAGAUAUACAGUAUUACUUUACUUUGCCAGCUGGUGAGCUUGUUGACAAAUACAAAGUAACUGUCUAUACUGAGAUCACAAACAGAUAUGGCUCUAAAUCUCAUCCCUGUGCUGUGAAUGUGACAGUAUUGCCAAGUUUCCAUAGGAACUCAUCAUCUUUGAAUUACAGGCCAGAAGAGGAUCUAUAUAAUUCAGGACUGAAAAACCUAACCACUCUCCUACAUAUGGGGAACUUUGGGGAAAUUAGAAAUUAUAUCACAAUGCUAACCAGAAUCCUGAAUCAUUUCUAUACAGAAGACCAAAGUUCUACAUUAAGUCUACAGUCACAAAUGAGGAAUUUAUUAAUUUCUUCAGUAUGCAAUUUAUCUUUCCAGGAUCAGGAAGAAAUGGCUGAUUCUAUUCUAAUGUUGAAUGAACUAAUAAGUAUCUCCAAACAGGUAACAUUUAGUAGUACAGUUCUGAUCAUCAAAUAUGUCAGAAAAUUAAUUGAUCACAGCAACUUAUCUGGGCAAUUUGUGAUGAAUAAGGAGUUGAUGUCCAAGGUGAUCUUUCUAGUAUCAAGAGUAUUGGAGGUGAAAGAAAAGGAAAAAUCCAGGAAUGCAAAGUAUUUCAGAGAAGAAGGAAUCAGAAACAUUGUAUUCUUGCUAUUGAACUAUGUGUCUUCAGGUAAAGAAUUUCAGUUUAAUAUUAGCACCGGACAGAUGGCAUUCCAGACCAAUCUGCAUUACACUUUUUACAACUCUGUCGAGCAUGUUGGCUCUGUUAAGGUCCAUUUACCAGAUGACCUAGAUGAGCACAUUUCUGCAGGAAUGGGAUUGCACAGCCAGUGCUACAUCACUCAGCUAAUAUACUUCAAAGAAUAUCCAUAUUUGGAGGAAAUAGUUCCUGUUCAGACUGAUGGGGUCAUGGUUGCCUUGAGCCUCUACAACUGCACUAGCAAAAGGAAGAUCAAUAUAAAAAGGCUGGAGAGUCCAGUGACAGUAGCAUUUGAAAAAAGUGAUGCUCAGGAUGAUGAGCAAAAUAAGACAAUAUUUUCAUUGUAUCGUGACAAAGUGAAUUUACAUUAUUUCUCUGGGCUUCCUGAGACCUCCCAGGAAUCCCUACAGAUAGUAGUGGAAUUUUCUAAAACCAUCUUAAGAACUUUCCCCAUAAUGCUGCUUGUCAGGUUCUCUGAAAAACCUACUAUUUCAACUUUUAACGUGAAACAGAUUCACUCUUGGGAUGAACAAGUUGUUCAGAUUUAUAUACCUGCUGUUUCCCUGAAAGAUGCAGCAUCUGGUUAUUUAUCCUUGUUAGAUGCUGGUUAUGACCAAAAGCCUAUGAACAAAUAUCUAGCUGACGUUGUGAACUAUACAGUUAGUUUCCACUGGAUCCGAUGCCUGUUUUGGGAUGAGAACAGAGAAUGGAAAUCAGAUGAUUCUUAUCCACAACAAGGAACUUCUCCACAAACAGUGAAUUGCAGUUAUAAUCAUUUCACAACAUUCACUGUUUUAAGAAGAAAACUAAAAGCCAGCUUUGAAAUUAAUGAUGUAUCUCUAUUAAGGAGCAUCCCACAAAACCUGUUUCCCAGUAUUCUUGUUAUGCUUUCUCUGCUUCUUUUUGCUCUUUUGGCCACUGCAAGCAAGCGUAGAGACCUACACGAACAAAAGAAGAAUGGAUCCAUUUUCUUACAGGGAAACUCCCAGUCUAGAGACAAGCAGGUCUAUUUAGUCAUUAUUGACACAGGUUUUCGAGCCCCAGCACAGUUGACUGCAAAGGUUCACAUUGUUUUCUAUGGAGAAUAUGAAUUUUCAGAGACAAGAGAACUCUAUUGCCCAGAGAAGCCCCUUUUUGAAAGGAACUCCAGGCACACUUUUAUAGUAAGUAUUCCAAAUAAUCUAGGCCCACUUUGGAAAAUUCACCUUUGGCAUGAUAACAGUGGAUGUUCUCCAAGUUGGUAUAUCAGCCAUGUAAUUGUGAAAGAUCUGAUUACCGGAGCAAGCUGGUUCUUUCCUGCCGAGUGCUGGCUAGCUGUGAACAAGUGGGAUGGGAAAGUUGAUCGAGAACUCACACCUCUCAAAAGUGGACUUGGUUUCAGGAAACUUUUGUACACCAAAUUCACUGAGUACCUAGAAGAUUUCCACAUGUGGAUAUCAGUAUAUAGUCGUCCUUCGUAUAGUUGCUUCACUCAUACUGAAAGGCUCACAGUUUGCCUUUUCUUGGUAUUAGGAUAUAUGUCUCUCAAUGCUGCAUUAAUUGCCAUGGAACAAGAAGAAUACUUUCCUGAAGUUGGCCUCCUAGAUGUCUCUGUAGUCUCCUUAAUGAAUGGCAUGCUUUCCAUUUUCAUCAUCUCCCCAGUGGCAUUAUUGCUGUCUCUACUAUUCAGGCUCAGUGAGAAAAUCACUAGGAAUCCCAUUGAUAACCAAUAUAAAUUCCAAAGAGGAUCUCCAACAUAUUCAUCAAAGGGUCAUGAUUUCCAUCAAUGGACACAGAAUAAAUAUGAGCAAAAUGCACUGGAGGAAUUUACUCUGGUGGCUUCCUCUGGAAAGGAAAAUGAGAAAAAGGAAGAAAACAAUGCUGCCUUUGUCAGAUACUCCAGGCAUUUUGGAGACUACAGCAUUGACCUUGACAGAGCUAUUCCAAAAGGAUCCCAUGCUCAUUCUAACUGCUCCUCAGAGUCUAGCAAUGGGUUAGAAGAAUCUACUCCACGAAAAUUGAUGGUUCUUCCUCAUUGGCUGUCCUACGUGGCUUGGGUCACUUGUGGGCUGGUUUCUAUUGCCUCUGGGUUGAUGGCAGGACUACUAGGAUAUCGGUUUGAUCCUUCAAAGUGCAUCCAGUGGAUCCAUUCAGUGUUUUUUUCCAUUGUGGGUUGUAUUUUUGUUGUCCAACCACUUAUGAUAUUCUUUGUGGCAUUGGCCCUAGCUUGGAGAAAAAGAGACCACAAAGGUUUCUUUAUUGAGGCAUUAUAUGAUGCAGCCAAGAACCUUGAAUAUGAAUUGCAUCAUCUUUCCAAGAAUCAUGCUCUGUACUCUUCAUACUGUUCCACUCCCAACACUGCAGCUGACUUUGAAAAAAUACUGGUAGCCCGUCAAAGAGCACGUUAUUUACAAUGGGUCCACCCACCAACUUUAGCCCAAUUAAAAGAAGCAAGAUGGAGAAUUAGAAAAGAAGUGCUCUUACAAACAGCAAUUAGGAACUUUUUGACUUAUAUACUAAUGUUGUUUCUACUUGUAUUUAUUAUAUUUGGAAAAUUUUCCCAUCAUGAAUACUUUCUUAAUCGAGCCAUCUAUAAUGAAUUCACAAGAAAUGCUAGAAACCCUUUUAUUGAAGUGAAGAAUGCUGAUGACUGGUGGAACUGGAGUUUGACAACUUUAUUGGAUAGCCUGUACCGGGAUAAAGAGAAUAAUGAUGAUAUCCCGAGGAUUCAGUCUGGACCUCUUGGAGGGAAAUGCCAUCUGAUAGGUCCUUUGGUAAUUAGACAGCUAAAGUUCACUGGACAAUUUUUAAUUCCUGUUGAAGCUUCUUCUCUUGCGCAUCAGCCCCAGGAUCAAGAUUAUGAAAACAUUCUUCAAUCAGAACCAGAAAAAUCGAAAGUGACUCAGACAAAAAGAUGCCUCUCUUGUGGUCAAGAGGAAAACGAGGAUGACACAGUAUCUGUAGUGAACCUGGGCAGAACAAGGGCCAAAGCUUACUCAAUUCUGGCCAACCUAAGGAACAAUGGGUGGAUAGAUAAAAGAACCAGGGAAAUCACUACUCACUUUGUCCUCUACAACCCCCCUACCAAUCUCUUCACCAGCAUAUCCUUAUUGGCAAAGGUGUUACCCACAGGUGACAUCAUUACAUCAUCUCUUGUGGAGUCAUUUAGCAUCUAUCACUUUCACUCUGCUCUGAGUUACUGCCUCAUGUUUUCCGAGUUGGUUUUCCUGGUAUUGAGCCUCAUUCACCUCUGCUUUCAAAUAUUCAUUAUGAUUCAAAAAGGGAUCCUUAGUUACUGGCAAGACUCAAGGAACUGGCUAGAGAUGUCCAUAAUUGGAAUGAGUCUUUCUUAUUUUGCACACUCCAUUUUUCAUUUUAUCCUUGUGGUGGAUGUGAUUGACCAGUUUCAUAGGGGAUUUUUCCAAGUAUUUGUGGACUUCGAUCCUAUUUUAUCUUGGCAUCAGAGGAACCGAUAUCUUCAAGGAAGCCUUUUAUUCCUCUUGUUAAUAAAAUGCCUUCAUCUCCUUGGCAUUUACAAGGCAAUGGCUCCCAGCUUGACCGUGAUGCGACUCUCCUUCUCUAACAUUAUUCUUCCACUGCUGGCUGGUGUCCUGUUUACAGUGGUCUACUCAUACCUUGGGCGAUUUCUGUUCUCAACUCAUGCUUUUCCAUUUAGAAGCUUUGCAGACUCCUUCCAAAUGCUGUUGUUGUGUUUUCUGGGAACCAAUGAGAAGGGAACAUUCUUUAGUCUUUUCAAGUCUAAUCAGUAUACCACAGUUUAUUAUUAUGGGACCCUUUUCAUAGCAGUGAUCAUUUUGUGGUCUGGAAUAUUGAAGGGAGUUCUCAUUGCUUUUAGGCAAGAUGCAAAGAGAUCUUGUAGAAGUCAACGACUGGUGAGAUUCAAAGAGGUUGCUGACCAUACUUGGGAGAAGGUGCUCUCCUCUCUGGGAAUACAAAGACCAUUGUUAGCAGUGACUGAGAUUGUGGAGGACAGUAAUUUCUAUCUGGAUGAAUUUGAAAAUGUGUUGGAUGAACUUCUGUUGAGAGUUAAUAGCUUAUACUACAGCCUUCAUUGCUCUCCUCUAGAAAAAUCACCCAGAGACCAAGAAGACCAAGAGCAAAAGGACAAGACCCUGGCUUAUGAUCUGAACUCACCUUCUGUGGAAAGCAACAUAUAGC